GACGCCGUAUGAGUGAAAAAGCAAGGGACGAGUAGCGAACUGAACACUUGAAGUGGUAGAGGAGAGCGUUGGUGGUAGAAGCCAAGACUCGGAUAAUCAAUUCAGAAUCAGCUAAGAAAAUAAUUUGUGGCUUGAGAUGGGUUUUAGUGGAGGUGCCAAGAGAUGUCUUGGUUCAAUACUGAGUACAAGGAUGGUUAGUAGAUGCCCAACUACAGCUAGUGGUGGUAAUGGGCGUGGCUUUUCUAGCUGUGCUUUGAACAAAGGAGGCACAGAGGCACAAACCUCUUUGAUUCCACUAAGAGCUCCCAAUACCCAAUGUGGGUCUGCUCUGUUUCUUAGGAGGUUCAGCGUGGAAGCUUCUGAUCAUAUGAGUCUCAUAAAGCAACUGAGGCAGAGAACCAGCGCUCCUAUGAAAGAUGUCAAGGCUGCUCUCGUUGAUUGCAACUGGGAAAUCGAGGAUGCACUCAAGGAAUUGAGGAGAAGAGGGAUGGUUUUGGCAUCGAAAAAGUCAUCAAGAUUGGCGUCUGAGGGUUUGCUUGCGCUGGCGCAGAAUGAGAGCAAGGCUGCUCUUAUUGAGCUCAACUGUGAAACUGACUUUGUUGCUAGAAAUGAAAUCUUUCAAUUCUUGGCCUUAGCUUUGGCAAAGCAAGCUUUGUUGGUUGAAGGCUCUUCUCAACAGGUUUCUGGGGUCUGUCCCAUUGCCUCUGAACAUUUAGAGGACAUGAAGUUAAACCUUGAACAUCCAAAAAUUAGUGGAGAAACAACUGCUCAGAAUGCAAUUACAGAAGUGGCUGCAGUAAUGGGGGAAAAUAUUAAACUCAGAAGAGGAUUUAUGAUGUCUACUGCUUCACAUGGUGUUGUUUCCACAUAUCUUCAUGCAAGUCCCCAACCAGGUUUGGGUCGCAUUGCUGGAAUUGUAUCUCUUGAAGUAGAUGACAAGAUUGCUCAGUUGGAUGCCAUUCAGCGCAUUGGAUCUGAAUUGGCAAUGCAUGUGGUGGCAGCAAAGCCUUUAUUCCUAACAAAGGAACUGGUUUCUACUGAUGCUUUAGAGAGUGAACGCGAAAUUCUCAAGUCUCAGGCUCAAAAUACAGGCAAAUCUCAGAUGGCCAUAGACAAAAUAGUAGAAGGUCGCUUGCGUAAAUACUAUGAGGAAGUUGUUCUGAUGGAGCAGAAAUUUAUUGUGGACGAUUCUGUAAAUGUAAAGACACUAUUAGAUAAGCUAUCUAAGGAAGUGGGAUCACCUGUGAAGAUUAAGAGCUUUUUCAGGAUGGAAGUUGGAGAAGGAAUUCAAAGGCUCGAAGCAUCCAGUACAUCUGAAAAUCUGGCUGAGGCCGCCUGAGGAAAUGUUGCCCCUUAAUCUACAGAAUGUAGAAUUUGCCUGCAAUAUCUUCAGAAGUAGGGAUUGAGGGUCAGUUGAUACUCGGCAUGAUUUCCCUUUACGCUUGCUUACUGGUGCUAGUUCACCGUUUUGUUGCUCGUCUUCUGAGGUCUUCAUGUUUUGAGAUUAUGAACAGUAAUUUUUGUGACAAGCCCGAAUUUCUUUUCAUUUCUGUUAACAAACACAGGGUAGUAACACCUGUUCUCCUCCAGCUUCAGUGUCACCUGUUUCCCAAUAUGCCAAGCGUGUGCCAUUUCUUAGGUAUGGUUAUGUGAGCUUGGGUAUCAAAUGUCGAUAGAUUGGCUCGUUUAUAUA
This is a messenger RNA of Fragaria vesca subsp. vesca, 1693 nucleotides long. Its product is annotated as elongation factor Ts, mitochondrial-like. Gene Ontology annotation, biological process: mitochondrial translational elongation. The coding region runs from base 137 to 1339 and encodes 400 amino acids. Lineage: Eukaryota; Viridiplantae; Streptophyta; Magnoliopsida; Rosales; Rosaceae. The transcript has 9 exons. Gene Ontology annotation, cellular component: mitochondrial matrix. Gene Ontology annotation, molecular function: protein binding; translation elongation factor activity. The record is from RefSeq and is a predicted model, not a curated record.